AUGGAAGAACUAAAACCCAUAAUUCGUUCGCUGGCCAUAUCGAGCGCUGGCGGAUUGACCCUGCAGCAACUCGAACGCGACUUCAAUAGUCUCGAAGGAUACAGCAUCCCGUACCAGCGGCUUGGCUUUAAAUCGCUCGCUUCUUUGCUGCAAACGCUGACCGAUGUUGUACAGCUGAAGGGAAAGGAUCAGCAAAGCACCACCAUACAUCCCGUUACCACCGAAAAAAACGAGCACAUACUUGCGUUGGUUAAAAAGAGUAAGAAAAAAAAGAAAAAACCCACCUUGUUACGGCAGCCUUUGCCGCAGCGGCCCGGCAUCAGCAGCAGCAGCAGCAGCAGCAAACCCUGCAAUGAUGUGCAAAAGCACUCCGAAAGCGGUAAGGGAAAACACUCGUCUUAUGGUCAUAGUAGUCGAGGCUACACAGGAGCGGUAACAACAACACCCUCAUCGCCAUGGCCAUCGUCCGGUUACUAUAGUGAGCUGGACUAUUAUUUCGAACAAUUUUUACAAUAUCUGUAUGCUGUGCUGAAAGAUAAUGAAAAUUCGAAUGGACAACCAACAAACCGUCAGAAGGGUGGUACGGCCCAGCCACCAAAUUAUCAAAACUGCCAACGCCAAAACCGACAGCAGAAUCGUCCACCGUCUGCUGAAUGUUCGGGGUGGAAUUACAAUCCAGCUGGAUGGAACAAUAAUUCUUCAGGGAGAAACAAUAAUUCCGCUGGGUGGAACAAUGGUAAUGGAUCCAACAACAAUUCGGCAGGAUACAACAACAAUUAUGCAGGAUACAACAACAAUUAUGCAGGAUGGGGCAAUAAUUAUGCAGGAUGGAGCAAUAAUUCCGCUGGAUGGAAUAACAAUUACGGUGGACUAAUGUACAAUUCCUCGGACUGGAACAACAAUUCCACUGGAUACAAUCCCAAUCCCAUGGCCCAACGGCAAAUGAACAUGAAUUACUUUGCUUAUAACGGCAACAACUGGAAUGGAAAUUAUCCCCAAAGCUCCAACUACGGCAAUAAUGGUGCGUAUUAUAAUGGGUACAAUCUUCCUGUAGCGGCCGGAUAUCAAUAUCAAUACGAAAAUUAUGGUAUGAAUUAUCCAUCAAAUUAUGGGUACAACAACUAUCCUUCAAACGGGCCUAAUACUGCUGCUCAGAACUCCUACGGACAGUUCCUUCCAUACGAUUAUUAG
Molecule: messenger RNA, 1191 nt
Organism: Anopheles maculipalpis
Lineage: Eukaryota; Metazoa; Arthropoda; Insecta; Diptera; Culicidae
Product: probable serine/threonine-protein kinase clkA
Exons: 2
Coding region: 1-1191 (396 amino acids)
Source: RefSeq, a predicted model, not a curated record